Messenger RNA from Sardina pilchardus (European sardine), 27344 nucleotides. RefSeq names its product spectrin repeat containing, nuclear envelope 1b (gene syne1b). Lineage: Eukaryota; Metazoa; Chordata; Actinopteri; Clupeiformes; Clupeidae. Gene Ontology annotation, cellular component: nuclear envelope; perinuclear region of cytoplasm; membrane. Gene Ontology annotation, biological process: nuclear migration; nucleus organization; cytoskeleton organization. The transcript is spliced from 144 exons. The record is from RefSeq and is a predicted model, not a curated record. Gene Ontology annotation, molecular function: kinesin binding. Bases 195 to 26600 code for a protein of 8801 amino acids.
AGAGAGUGAGUAAGUGAGACAUAGAGAUAGAGAGAGAGGUGUGUGUGUGCGUGUGUGCGUGUGUGUAUACGCAGGAGGGGAGUAGGGAAUGCCCUACUGAGAGAGAGCAGUGCUGUCCUGAUUGCCUUAGUAGUGUGUUCCAGUGAUCUGUCCCAGUGAUCCGUGUGCCCUGCGGGGCACCGCCGCUGGACGUCAUGGCUUCUCCGGGGCUAUUCGGACGGUCCGGCACGGACAUCAUGAACCUGAUGCAGAGACUGCAAGAUGAGCAGGAAGUGGUCCAGAAGAGAACCUUCACAAAGUGGAUUAACUCCCAUCUGGCAAAGUACAAAACCCCGUUGAAGAUCAACGAUCUGUUUGAGGACAUCAAGGAUGGGGUGAAACUCCUGGCUCUGCUGGAGGUGCUGUCAGGACAGAGACUGCCAUGUGAGCAGGGCCGGCAGCUGAAGAGAAUCCACUGGGUGUCCAACAUCGGCACCGCACUCAAGUUCCUGGAGGGACGGCGGAUCAAAUUAGUCAACAUAAAUGCCACUGACAUCGCUGAUGGGCGGCCAUCUAUUGUCCUGGGCUUGAUAUGGACCAUCAUCCUCUAUUUCCAGAUUGAGGAGCUGACCAGUAACCUCCCAGCUCUGCAGGCCCUGUCCUCCAGCGCCUCCUCCGUGGAGAGCAUGGCCAGCGCCGACGCCACCAGUCCGCCCAUGAAGAAGAAGGUGGUCACCAAGUUCCAGGGCAGCGCCAAGAGGGCCCUGCUGAGAUGGGUGCAGUGCACCGCUGCCAACCGCCUGGGCAUCGAGGUGAGGGACUUUGGGCCGAGCUGGCGGAGCGGCGUGGCGUUCCACUCGGUCAUCUACUCCAUCCGGCCCGACCUGGUGGACAUGGAGCUGGUGCGCCGGCGAGGGAACCGGGAGAACCUGGAGGAAGCCUUCUCCGUGGCCGAGACGGAGCUGGGCAUCCCGCGGCUACUGGACCCCGAAGACGUGGACGUGGACAAGCCCGACGAGAAAUCCAUCAUGACCUACGUGGCCCAGUUCCUAAAGCACUACCCGGACCCGCACCAAUCAGAGCAGACAGAUGGCCAGCCAGAGGAGUUUGAUCCGCAGGAUAUAGAGCUUAUGUUUGAGAGAGAGGAAAGAAGGGUUCUGAGGGAGCUAAAGAACUGGCUGGACCAACUGGAGAGAGACGUUCUCAGGGUCCAGGGGGCUGAGGGGAACCUGACCGACAAAUACCAGGCGUUCAAAGGCUUCCGUGUUCAGUACGAGAUGAAGAAGAGGCAGACGGAGUCCCUGCUGCUGCCCGUGCACCGCGACGGCAAGCUGUCUGUGGACCAGGCGCUCGUCAAACAGGCCUGGGAGAGGGUGGCCGUCAGGCUGCUGGACUGGCACAUCCACCUGGACAAGUCUCUGCCGGGGCUUCUGGGAGUUAUCGGCGCCUGGCUCCACCGGGCGGAGAUCGCCCUGAGGGAGGACAUCCCCCUGCAGCAGGCGCACGAGGAGACGGCCAAUACCAUACACAGGAAGCUGGAGCAGCACAGGGAGGUACUGAAGAACCUAGAGGGCCACAGGCAGGCCUUCCAGCAAAUCCACAAGGACCGAUCUGUCAAUGGCGUCCCAGUACCCCACGAACAGCUCCAGGAUCUGGCUGAGAGGUUCAAUUAUGUGGCCACUUCAUCCCACGUGCAUGUGAUUAAACUGGAAUUCUGGGAGAUGAAGUAUCGUCUGAUGGCUUUCCUGAUCCUGGCCGAGUCGAAGCUGAAGACCUGGAUCGUAAAGUAUGGCCGAAGGGACUCCGUGGAGCUGUUACUGCAAAAUUACAUUGCUUUCAUUGAGGGCCACAAGUUCUUUGAGCAAUAUGAGACAACAUUCAGGUCUUUGAAGCAAGCUGCUGAUGUCUACAUCAAAUCUGAUAACACGGCCGAGGAGGGUGAGGGGGUGAACAAGUUCCUGUGCGAGGCGACGGCGCAGUGGAGGAACCUGGCAGUGGAGGUGCGCAGCGUUCGCAGCAUGCUGGAGGAGGUCAUCUCCAACUGGGAGAAGUACAGCGGCACGGUGUCCAGCCUGCAGGCCUGGCUGGAGGACGGCGAGCAGAUGCUCAACCAGUCCGAGAGCCACAAGCGGGAAUUCUUCCGGAACCUUCCUCACUGGAUCCAGCAGCACAUGGAUAUGAAUGACGCAGGGAAUUUUCUCAUUGAGACGUGUGACGAGGCGGUCUCCCGGGACCUGAAACAACAGCUCCUGCUGCUCAACGGGAGAUGGAGAGAGCUCUUUGUCAAAGUCAAACACUAUGCAAGAGUGGACGAGGUGGACAAGCUGAGAAAAGACUACGAGGAGAGCAUCUCUGCGCUGAAGGCCUACGUGGACGCAGCCAAUGAGAGACUCAACACACCAGUGCAAGUGUCGUUCCUGAACAUUCGGACUUUUCUGCAGGAUGUUGAGGACAUCAAGCACAAGGCAGCUCCCAUGGAGGCGCAGUACAAAAGUGCCACUCGCAAAGCCCAGCAGCUGACCAAAGACACUCCCCAAGAGGAGAUCAACCAAAUGCUGGACGCCAUGACGGCCCUGAAAGAGCAGCUCUGCCAAGUGCGCGAGCGUUCCGUGCCCUUGCUGAAGGAGGCGCAGGUGCUGCUGGCUCCCCUGGAGGAGAUGGAGAAGAACAUCACAGGGUUCUACCAGGGCCUGGAGAAGGCCAGUCGCAUCACUGCGGCCCGAGAGCCCGAGGCUGCCGGGGACUUCAAGCAGAAGUGUCAGGAGCUGGUGACCUAUCAGCAGAGCUGUAAGAAGUGUCUGUCUGUGAUCGACAAGAACCACCAGAUCAUCCAGAGGGUGCUGGACAGCGGCAAGAUGCUGCAACACCUGGACACCUCGCUGCUGCAGAAGAGAGUGGCUGAGCUGCAGGCCUCCUCUCAGGCGAUGAUCAAGGAGACUACUGAGUGGAAGAAGCAUGUGGAGGCCAACAGCAGCCUGAUGAAGCGCUUCGAGGAGUCUCGAGUGGAGCUGGAGAAGGUGCUGAAGAUGGCCCGCACCUCCAUGACCGAGAGGGGAAACCCAGAGGACCUGCUGAAGAAGCACACGGAGUUCUUUGGGCAGUUGGACCAGAGGGUCCUCAAUGCCUUCCUGAAGGCCUGCGAUGAGUUAACGGACAUACUGCCUGAACAAGAGCAACAGAGCCUGCAGGAGACUGUGAGGAAACUGCACAAGCAGUGGAAGGACCUGCAGGCGGAGGUGCCGUACCACCUGCUCCAGCUGAAGGUGGAGGUGGAGCACGGGCGGCUGAUGGGCUCGCUGCAGGAGUGUCAGGCGGAGCUGGCCCGCGAGAACCGCAGCCUGCCCGGGGUGGGCAGCGAGAGGCUGAUCAGAGAGCACAGGGCCUUCUUCAGGGAGAAGGGUCCUCAGGCACUCUGUGAGAAGCGGCUGCAACAUAUGGAGGAGCUCUGCCAGAAGCUUCCGGAAGGCGACCAGGCCCACCAGGUGCUGGAGUCCUCCAGGCUCACGUUCUCUGAGGUCAGGGAGGAGAUCCAGGCCACGCAUGAGAAACUGAUGCAGCACCCAGAGAAAUGGAGAGAGUUCAACUCGCGGUUCUCUGAGCUCUCCUCCUGGCUGUCCUCCAAAGAGACUCAGCUCAGGCUGCUGAGAAAUAGAGUCAAAGACCCCAUCAAGUACGGACAAGUCAAAUCCAACAUAGAGGCGCUGCGUAGUGAGGCGGAGCUGCAGGAGGGCAACGUGGGCUGGCUGAAGGCUCGCCUGGCCGCCCUGUCCGAGCUCUGCUGGGAGGCCGACGCCGAGAGGCAGGGAGACGCCAUCAGCAAACUCUCCGUCGACUUCAAGGGCCUCCUCACCUCCCUCAUGGAGUCCGAGCGGAUGCUGCUGGCCGUGGGCGACUGCGUCCAGUACCAGCAGGAGGUGCGCUCGGCACUGGAGGAGCUGAUCCAGGGUCAGCAGGAGCUGCAGGCGGAGGCGGCCAAGAUCCUGGACGCCGAGACGGUCCGCGAGGCGCAGCAGAUGCUGCUCAUGCACCAGCAGCAGCUUCGGCGUAUGAAGGUGCGCAGGAGAGACGUUCAGCAGCUCACCAGCAGGGGGCAGCAGCUGCAGGUGGACGAGGACAUGAGGGACUCCCUCCACCAGGACCUGCAGAAGCUGCAGGACACGCUCACCAGAAUGGACCAGACCAUGGACACCCAUGAGCAGAGCCUGCAGACGGCCCUGUCGGCCUGGCACGAGUUUGACAGCCAGCAGGGGGCGGUACAGGAGUUUGUGAGUCGAGCGACGGCAGUAACGGAGAGAGAACACACCUACAGCAGCCCUGAGAGCCUGACCGGAGAGCUGGAGCAGACACAGGAUCUGCUGAAACAGUGUGAGAAGGAAGCAUCAGUGGUCAGCUCCCUGCUGAGGAAAGCUCAGGACAUCCAGCUGGGCCCACAGAACCAGACUCUGCUGCAGGAGCGGGCCCGCACACUCAGCAAGCAACUGGACAAGGCCCAAGCCCAGCUGAAGAAAGAUGAAAAGGCCCUAGAGGAGAUGAAGACACAAUGGGAUUCAUUUGGGAAGGAGUUUGAGGCCUUCUCCUCUUGGAUCACUGCGAAGGAGAAAGAGCUGGAGAAGCGAAAGGGCGCAGGCUUGCCACUGGAGGAGCUGAUGAGUGCAGUAAAGGAUGUUGGGUCGGAGGUUCAGGCCAAAGAGCAGGUCUUCUCUCAUCUGGAGACCGAGUCCCAGGCAUUGGGUCAGUUCCUGUCAUCGGGGGAGUCGGCACGAAUCAAAGCCCGUCUGACCCAGAUUGGCAGGUACUGGGAGGAGCUGAAGGAGAAUGUGGAGCAGCUGAAUGGUCAACUUGAAGAGAGCCACAGCCAACAGCAGAAGUUUGAUGCCAAUCUUGAAAAGGUACGAGAGGCCAUCAGCAGCCUGCAGGAGAAAGUGAGCAAGCCUGUGAGCUCCUGUGGUUCCUCUUCAGACACCUACCGCACUCUUCAGGAACACAUGGACGUGUGCCAGUCGCUGGAGAAACAGCGCGGGGCGUUGCUGUCCCUCAGCACAGCCGGUCGGCGGCUGAGUGAGCGCGAGCGGGCGGAACAAGUGGUGCAGGAGCUGCAGCGCGGCCACGAGCAGAGCCUGAAGCAGGCCGCGGACACGCAGAACCGGCUGGAGAACCUGCUGGGGCUCUGGCAGAAGUAUCAGAAGGAUUGGACCACCGUCCAGAACUUUCUAGAGAGAUGUGAACAGGUCACCAGCCCUGAAGAUCAGCUUCUCGCUGCAGACAAGUCGAAACUUCAGAGUGACCUUCAGGAAGUGCAGCACCUGCGUUCAGAGCUGAAGAACAUGGAGGGUCUGCACAAAGAGUUGGGGACACAGGCAGAAGCGCUGUACCCCACAGCACCCCAGGAGCGAGUGGAGGCCCUCAAAGAAGAACUGCAGCAGCUGCGACAGAGAUGGAGUUCCCAGAGCACAGCACUAUCUAACAGGACCCAGCUGGUGGAGCAGCAGCUGUCCCAGGUGGAGCAGCUGGAGCAGGGCCUGCAGGGCUUCUCUCGCUGGGCCCAGGCCUUCGCCUCCACCCUGCACACGCCCCUGCUGGUCAACAUCACCGACCUGCAGCCUGCCAAAGCAGAAGUGGAGGCUCGCACAGAUGCUCUCCAGCAGAAGUCCUCCGAGCGCGAGCGCUUACAGUCUCAGCUGGACCAGCUGGCCUCGGCCUGUGAGCCCCGCAGCCUCCAGCAGCUGCAGGCCCAGUGGCAGGGCGGCCUGCAGCCGUACACCGACGCCCAGCAGCAGCUGCUCCUGGCCGGCGAGAGCCUGCAGCGGCUGGACGCCUUCCUGCAGACGCGGGGCGUGGCGGCCGGCGUGCUGCGCGGCCUCCGGCAGACGGUGGAGAGCGCCGGCAGCUGGGAGCGCGGCCGCGUGCAGGAGCUCCAGCAGGACCUGGCCGACAUCGUGCCGGACAUCGGCCGCCUGGAGGCGCUCGCCGUCAGCCUCGACGGGGGCCUCUGCAAGGCCCACCUGCACCUGAGCGACGGCACCGGAGGAGGAGGAGGGGGAGAGGCGGGGACGGGGGCCAGGACGACGUGCCGGGCGCUGGCUGACCUGCUGGGGGCCGAGCUGGAGGCGGUGCGGAGUCAGCUGGGGGCCAAGCAGAGCGAGGCGGAGGAGCUGGGCGCGCUGUGGACGGCGUUCAGGCAGCGGCGCGAACAGCUGCUCAAGAGCGUGGAGGACCUGGAGCAGCAGGCCGAGCAGCAGGGCCUCAAGGACCCCAGCGUCACCGCCCUGCAGCACAGACUUCGGUUCUUCCUGCAGCUGGAGGAAGAGCUCCAGUCGCACCAGCAUGAGGAGCAGUGGCUGAGGGAGAAGGGCCAGCAGCUGGCCCAGAGAGAUGCAGAGCUGGCUGGGGAGGUGCGGAGGGAGGUCAGCCUCCUGGAGACCACCUGGGGAGAGACACAGAAACUCAUCACUGAGAGGCAGGAGCAGUGUGGUGCGCUGCUGGAGCUCAUGAAGGAUUUCCAGAGUCUGAAGGCCACCAUCAGCGGCGUGGUGGAGGGCGCUGAGGCAGUGGCUGAGGUCAGGACCUCCCUUAGUGAGCGUGAUGACACCAGGAGAUCUCUGUCUCGGCAUGAGACUGUGAAGACGGAGUUGGCGAGCCACCAAGACGAGCUCGAUCGCCUCUCCGUUAAAGGAAAACAGCUGCUGGCUGAGCUGAAGAAAGUUCCGGACUGCGAGACCGAGUCCGUGAAGAAAGACAUGGAGGCUUUGGUGGACCGCUGGCUGGAUGUGUCGGAGAAGGUGGAGGAUAACAUGGCCAUCCUGAGCAGGAGCCUGACUCUGUGGGAGCACAUCGCCAAGGUGGGCCGGGAGCUGGACAGCUGGUCCACCGGCUCCGUGUCGGAGCUCAGCGAGAGCCUGAGCCACCUGGACGACAGUCAGAAGACAGACCGCAGGCUCACCGAGAUACAGGCAGAGGUAGAGAGUCGAGAGCAGGAGGUGGAGGCUCUACAGGGCAAAAUGGCCGAGCUGAGGGAGCUCAGUGGGAGUCAGGAGAGUCCGGCAGAACUGCAGGUCCUGGAGGCAGAGCUGAGGAAGAAAACCAACCACGUGCGGACGAUGUGUGAGCAGUCACGGAGUAACCUACGAGACUUCUGCACUCAGAAGAAGCAGCUGGAGGACUUCAUUUCCCAGAUGUCCGAGUGGCUGCAGACCGUGGAAAACUCACUGCAGGCCUCUCCCAGCAGAGGAGACCCAGAGGAGAUCAGCAGAGUGAAGGAGGUGCAGAAGGAGCUGCAGGGUCAGCAGGACAGCAUCGACUCCACGCGGGAGAGCCUGAACGCGCUCUGCAGGAAGUUCCCCUCCGAGGAGCUGGCCGGGCUGGGCGGCUCCCUCACCGACCUCACCAGGAGAUACGAGACGGUCAACCAGCUGUGCGGCCGCAGCCUGGGCUCCCUCCAGCACAGUCUGCAGCAGCGCUUUACAGAUCUGGUGCAGGAGUUCCACGGCUGGCUGGCUGAUCAGAGGGAUGUGGUCAAAGAAUGCUCCGACCAGUCUGGUGACAUCAGCACUCUGGAGCGCAAACUUCAGAAACUCAAGGGGGCACUGGAGCGCGUGGAGGAUGGCGAGAGCCGGCUGACGCGGGUGUGUGAGGAGGGGGAGAAGCUGCUGCUGCACCUGCCCAAAGCCAGCGCCGGCCAGGUGCAGACGCGUUUGAGCUCGGCCCAGCAGGACUGGGACAGCUACGUGCAGCAGUGCCGCCAGAACCAGCUCAGCCUGGAGCGCAGCACCACUGAACUCCACUGCUUUGAGGACCAUGUCGAAAAGCUGCAGCGCUGGCUGGAGCUGAUGAAGGGGAGGAUGACCACUGAGCUGCCCGAGGAGAAGUCAAGUGAGCUGGAGAAGUCAGCACUGCAGCGGAUGGAGGAGUUCCAACAGGAAGUGACCCAAGAGAGAGACUCGUUUGAGACCCUGUGCCAGGAGGCGCAGUCUCUGCACGAGACGGGCCAUGGCGGCGGAGGGGAGGUGCUGGCGGCCGCGCAGCUGCAGACGCAGCACCAGGGCCUGGUGCGGAGCCUGCGCGACCGCCUGCGCAGCUGCCAGCUGGGGCUGCAGGAGCAGCAGGCCUUCGAGGAGGCGCUCCAGGGCUGCCUGGGCUGGCUGGGCGGCGUCCAGGAGCGCCUGACCUCCCUCAACAGCACCUCCGGCAACAAGGAGACGCUCGAGACGCGCCUGGCCCUCGUCCAGGACAUCCUGCUGAUGAAGGGCGAGGGGGAGGUGCGUCUUAACCUGGCACUGGGGAAGGGGGAGCAGCUGCUGAAGAGCUGCGGCCCAGAGAGGCAGCAGGCCAUCCGCGCCCAGCUGCAGGAGCUCCGCGACACCUGGGCCAACACGCUCGUCACCUCCAUGAGCUGCCACAGCCGUCUGGAGUGGACGGUGUCCCAGUGGGGCAGCUUCCAGGAGAGCCGCGCGGCGCUGCUGCAGUGGCUGGAGGGCUGCGAGCAGCAGCUGGGCUGCCUGGAGCUGGAGCAGCCGGGCCUGAAGGAGAAGGUGUGCGUGCUGGAGCGCCUGCGCGCCACGCUGGCCGACGUCAACGCCCACGCCGGCACGCUCGCCCAGCUCACCGACAAGGCCGUGGAGCUGCACAAGAAGACCGGCGACAGGGCCUUCUCCCGCGACUGCCGUGACCAGAUCCAGUCCCACUUUGGCGAUGUGACCGCUGUGGUCAAGGGGAAGCUGGGCCUGAUGGAGGCGGCGGUGAGGGAGCACCAGGUGUACCUGGAGUCGGUGCGGGACAUGAGCGACUGGCUGGCCUCGGCCCGCGAGGAGCUGCAGCGCUGGGCAGACGUGUCUGGAGACGCCGACGCCGUCCAGAGGAAACUGGCCAAAGUCCGAGAGCUGCUGGCGUCGCGUCAGCAGGGUUGGGAGCGGAUGACGCGGGUGCAGCGCUGCGGUGCGGUGGCCAGGGGCCGGAGCUCCACGCUGGGCUGCGAGGCGCUGGAGCGCGAGGAGGCGGGGCUGCUGGCCGGCUGGGAGCAGUGGGAGCGGGCGGCGCAGGCGGCGGCCGAGAGCCUGGAGGGGGCGCUGCAGCAGAUGGCCUCCUCCGAGCAGGAGUUCGGACGCCUGGCCACGCACCUGGAGCAGGAGCUGCAGGGCUUCUCCACGCGCCUGCUGGAGUGGAGGGACCGUCUGCAGCAGACCGAGGGCAUGAACACCAGCGAGGAGGCCGUCCACGGCUGGCAGAUCGCCAAGGAAACCUCGGAGGAGUUGCUGAAAGCGGAGGCGACCUCUGAGCAGCUGAAGACCCAGCUCAACGACCUGUGCCGCUUCUCCAGGGAGCUGGGCACCCAACCGGACAGGGUGUCUGCUCUCAUUAAAGACUACAACAGUCUGAGCCUGCAGGCGUCGCGCGAGUGUCAGAGCAAAGAGAAGCUCCUGGACCAGAGGUUCCGCUCGGCCUGCCGAGACUUCCAGCAGUGGCUGGUCCACGCCAAGAUCACCACGGCCAAAUGCUUCGACGUGCCCCAGAACCUGGCCGAGGUGUCCUCUAGCCUGCUGAAGAUUCAGGAGUGUGUGAGUGACCGAGAGCAGGGUCAGACCAAGCUGAACGCGGUGGUGUUCUGUGGGGACCUGCUACUCCGGAUCGCCUCCAGGGACAGAGAGGACACCGUGAGGGCCAAGAUGAGGGGCGCCAGAGAGGACUGGAAGACGCUCAUGACCACCCUGCACCAGAGGGAGGCAAUACUGCAGAGCCUGCAGUCCCAGAUGGAGGACUUUGAGGACAGUGUGGAGCCGCUGCAGGACUGGCUGAACGGCACCGAGGCGGCGGUCCAGGGCAGCAGUAGCCGGCUGCACGACCUCGCCGCCAAGAAGCACGAGCUCCACAAGCUACAGUCGCUGCUGGAGGAGCUGGCGUCCCAGGAGCAGCAGCUGAGCCGGCUGAGGGAGAGGGCCCAGCAGCUGUGGGACGAGCACUCGGCAGGGAAGGGCUACCUGCACCGCGUCUCGCAGCUCUCCGCUCAGCUCCUCACGCUAACCAACACCACCAAGGAGAAGGCGUCCCGUGUGGAGCACAUCAUGAGUGAACACCAGAUGUUCUGCAAGGGCCUGCGGGACCUGCACAACUGGGUGUCGGACACCAGCCACAUGAUGCAGUCCUACUGUGCCCCCACGGCCGACAGGACCGUGCUGGACAGCAGAAUGAUCAAACUGGAGGCCCUGCUGACCGCCCGGCAGGAGAAGGAGAUCGAGCUGAAGAUGCUGGUGACGCGCGGGGAGUCCGUCCAGAGGAACACCUCGGCCGAGGGCGUCCCCGCCAUCCGCCUGCAGAUCCAGGAGCUGAAGGAGUCUUGGGACACCCUGCUCUCCGCCUCUAUCCAGUGCAAGAGCCAGCUGGAGGGGGCCCUCUCGCAAUGGACCAGCUACCAGGAUGACGUGCGCCAGUUCGUCUGCUGGGUGGAGCAGGUGGAGCAGAGUCUGGACGCCACCGACCGGCCGUGUUCAGAAAUGAGAGACAAAACGGACAACCUGGACAAAGCCAAGCUGCUGUUUGAGGAGGUGUUGAGUCACGGCAGUCUCCUGGACACCAUCGCACAGAAGGGAGCUGGGAUGGCGGAGCACUGUGUCACCCAGAUGGAGCUGCAGGACCUGCAGGAGCGCUACUGCGCUGUGAGGGAGAAGGCAGAGCAUGCGGUGGGCAGGGCCGAGGAUCUGGUGCACAGUCACGAGGAGCACAGGCACUGCCUGCAGCAGUUCCGGGCGUGGCUGGAGCAGGAGCAGGAGAGGCUGAGCGCCCACACCCCUCUGGAGGGAGACGUCGACUCCCUGGAGAACACACUGCAGAAGCUGCAGGAGCAGCAGAGGGGCUGCACGGAGGGCCACACCCUGCUGAACGCGCUGCAGCGGAGCCGGGAGGCCCUGCUGGCCUGGGGCGCCCCGUCGCUGGAGGAGCGUCAGCUGGAGGCGCUGCAGGCCGACUGGAGCUCGCACCAGGCCCGCCUGGGGGAGACGCGCGCCCAGCUCAACAGCACGCUGGCCAAGCUGCGGCAGAUCGAGCAGAAGUUCCACCGGCUGGACAGCUGGCUCAAGGGCAUGGAGAGCAAGGGCCAGCUGCGGGCCAGCCGCCGCUCCGACCGCGCCACCAAGGAGGCGCAGCUGCAGAUGCUGGAGGCGUGGCAGGAGGAGGUGCUGGUGUACCAGAGUGAGGUGGAGAGCCUGAGCUCGCUGGCGCAGCAGGUGCUGGAGGAGAGCCACAUCAGCAGCCGCGUCAGCGCCACGGCAACCCAGCUGACAUCACGCUACCACGCGCUGCUGCUGCUCCUCAUGGAGACCAUCAAGCAGCUGAAAGAGGAGGUGUCGUGUAUAGAGGAAGCCCAGAGUGUGUUCAGCACCUUCUCUGACUGGCUGAGUACGGCGCAGAAGAACUUCAGCAGCGUGUCCAUCAGCAUCGACGUCGUGGACCGCGUCGCCAUGGAGCGGAAAAUGAAGAAAUUAGAGGCUCUGCAAGGGGACGUGCAGCGGGGCCGCGGCUUCCUCACCGCCAUGCGGGAGAAGACGGAGCGGGCGGCGGCCUUCCUGGAGGAGCCGGAGGCGGAGCAGAUGCGGGAGGAGGUGUCGGCGCGUCUCUCCCAGCAGGAGGCGCUGGUGGGCGCCAUCAGGCAAGAGCUGAGCACGCUGGACAAGAGCCUGCAGCUGUCCAAGGACUUCCUGGACAAGUACAAGGCGCAGGCGCAGUGGGUGAGCGAGACGCGCACCGUGCUCGGGGCGCCACUGGAGCCCAAGGCCGAGCUGUACCAGAGGAAGGCCCAGCUGGCCAAGUACAAGACCUUGCAGCAGACGGUCCAGUCCCACGAGUCUGCGGUGCGGUCCGUCAUGGAGAGGGGCGAGGCCCUGCUGGACUCGGUCAAGGACCCCGCCAUCAGCGAGAACAUGAGCAAGCUGCAGGCCGACUACACCGAGCUCUGCUCCGCAGCCAAGGCGCGGGUCCAGAGUCUGGUGGAGCGUGUGCGGGAGCACGAGGAGUACUGCGGGGAGCUGCAGGAGGUGGAGCGCUGGCUGCUGCAGAUGUCCAGUCGCCUGGUGACGUCCGACUCCAUGCAGAGCGGCUCCCUGGAGGCAGCCACACAGCAGCUAGCCAGACACAAGGCCAUAAUGGAGGAGAUCGCUGGCUUUGAGGACCGUCUGAACGCGCUGAAGGAGAGAGGAGAGGAGCUGGUCAGUGGCUGCCCGGACACGGUCCAGCCCCGGGUCAGCCAGCAGGUCCAGACCCAGCAGCAGGGCACCAGAGACAGCUACUCUGCCAUCUGCAGCACUGCCCAGCGGUUGUACCAGAGCCUGGAGCGGGAGCAGCAGAAGCACGUGAGUCACCAGGACACGCUGCAGCAGUGCCAGAGCUGGCUGGCUGCCGUUCAGCAGGAGGUGCAGCUGCACGCACGUCCCCCUCACGGCCUACAGGAGGCGCUCAAACAGGUGAAGCACUUCAGGGCUGUGCAGGAACAGGCCAGCACGUACCUGGACCUGGUGUGCUCUGUGUGUGACCUGUCAGAUGAAACGGUCAGGAGUACGGCAGCUGAGAUUCAACAGAUCAAAAUCACGAUUGAGGAGCGCAUGAUGAGGGCGCAGGAGCUGUCGGAGGGCUGGAGGGAGAUCCUGGACCAGAAGCAGGAGCUGGCCUCCCUCUUCCAGGACAUGGAGCAGCAGCUGCAGGGCCUCACCCGCCGGCCGGCCGAGCUGGAGCCCAAGAUCGCCCAGAACAUGCUGGACCAGGCCCGGGAGUUCAGCCAGCAGCUGCAGAGUCGUCAGGCCACCCUAACGCGGAUGACGGAGACGGUGAUGAAGCUGACUGAGGGCCGGGAGUCGUCGGAGCACGCCGAGAUCAGCCGCCUGAGCCACUCCUGGCUGGAGCUGUGCCACCAGGCCAACAGGCUGCAGGGCCAGCGGGAGGAGGACCUGCGGCGGACCGGCGAGUACCACGACUGCAUCGCCGCCAUGGAGGCCCUGUUCGAACAGGUGACCAAGGAUUGGGACAGCCUGGCCAGAACGGAUGCUGAAAGUUCACUGGACCAUCUCGAGGCUCUGAAAAAGCUAGCGGUCACCCUGAAGGACAAGAGGAACACCCUGGAGGACCUGAAGGAGCAGCGGCAGAAAGUGGUGGAGAAUCUGAACCUGGACGACAAGGAGCUGGUGAAAGAGCAGAUCAGCCACUUUGAGCAGCGCUGGGCCCAGCUGGAGAGCCUGAUCGAGAAGAAGAUCCAGGACUCCAUGGCCACGCUGGACGAGCUGGCCCAGGUGGAGGCCCGGCUGCGGGAGGCUCGCGACUGGGCCGAGGAGCAGCAACCGGCGCUGGCACAGGCCAUGAAGAUGAGCCCCCCGCCAGACCUGGCCCAGAGCUUCCUCUUCGACCACCUGAGCAUCUGCAGCGAGCUGGAGGUCAAGCAGCUCAUGCUGGCCCAGGCCAUCACCGACGCGGAUCGCGUGCUGGCCAACCUGGGCCUCAACGAGAGGCAGAGGCUCCAGCAGCUCAUCGCCGCCACUCAGGGUGAGCUGGAGUCGCUGAGCGUCAAGGUGAGCCAGCGGCGGAAGCACCUGAGCAAGGCGUUCACAGAGCGGACGCAGUUCCUCCAGGCGGUGGGCCAGGCCGUCUCCUGGGUCCAGCAGAACGAGAAGAAGGCCCUGGCCGACGAGUUCAUCGCGCUGCUGCCCGACGACCUCGCCAAGCAGGUCCGCUCGUGCCGGAACAUCCAGAGCAGGCUGAAGGCCUAUCAGAGCGAGCUGACCUCCCUCUGGGCCCAGGGCAGGGAUCUGAUGAGGGACGCCACGGAGGAGGAGAAGGCCGAGAUGUUGACCAAGCUGCAGGAGCUGCAGACCAUCUUCGAGGUGGCGCUUCAGAGGUGCAGCCAGCGCCUGCAGGAGCUGGAGAAAGUCCUGGCCACUAGGAGGUACUUCACCGCCGACCUGGAGAAGACCUGUCAGUGGCUGAAGCAGGCGGAUAUCGUGACCUUUCCAGAGAUCAAUCUGAUGAACGGAGACGCAGAGUUGAAUGUGCAGCUGGCAAAGUACCAGCAGCUACUGGAACAGGCGGUGGAGUAUGAAAAUCUGCUCUUAAACGUCCAGAGGGCCGGUCAGGAUAUUCUGCCCACGCUAAGUGAGGUCAACCACAGUUACCUGGAUGAGAAGCUCAAUUGGCUCCCUCAGCAGUACAACAACAUCUUGGUCUUGGCCAAAGAAAAACGAGAGAAGAUCCAGCAGGCCCUCCUGGCUCGAAAGGAGUACGCUUCCUUUAUUGAGGUUACUUUCAAAGCUCUGAAAGAGCUGGAGGAACAGUUCAAUAGUUUAGGCACGCAGACUGUCGGCCUGAAGACAGAGGAAGUGACUAAUUUACAGAGCAGCUACAAAGCACUGCAGGACGAGCUGGUCAACUUGGGGUCAGCCGUCAAUGAGCUCAACCAAAAGAAGGAAGGCUUCCGUAGCACCGGCCAGCCCUGGAGGUCCGAGGAAAUGACCCAGCUGGUCAGCCUCUACAACGGGCUCAAGCGGCUGAUCGAGCAGAAGGUGGAGCACCUGGACGACACACUGGAGUCCUUCGAGGACCACCACGCCAUGGCCAUGCAGGUGGACUCGGAGCUCAAGGCCACCAAGGAGCAACUGGUCAAGGUGAACGCCGAGACGCAGUCGGCCGAGGAGCGGCUGAAGAACUACCACUCGCUGGCUGCCAGCCUGCAGGGGGCCAGCUCUCACCUCUCACGCCUCCGUGAGCAGAUGGACAGCCUUGCGCUACACAUGGACCCUGCUGCCCACGAGGCGUCCCGCCAGCAGCUCAUCCUCUGGCAGGAAGAGCUGCACUCCCUGCAGGCCGCGGUCGGCGAGCUGAUCGUCGAGUGCGAGAGCCGCUUCGUGCAGAGCAAGGACUUCGAGACGGAGGUGAAGCGCACGCUGGACUGGCUCCAGCAGGUGCGCGACGAGCUCGGCUGCGCGGUGGUGGUGGACGUGAAGGUGGAGAAGGUGCAGGAGGAGAUCCGCAAGCAGCAGAUCAUGCAGGAGGAGGUGCAGUCGCGCCUGAGGAUCGUCAUGGCGCUCAGCACCAGGGAGAAGCAGAAGUACACCAGCGCCAACGAGCUGGUACCCGAGCACGUAGACAGCAGCCUGCAGGAGAUGGCCAAGCUGGAAGCAGAUGUGCAACAAGCUCUGUCUACCAAACAGAUCACGCUGGAGCAGGCCCUGGUGCUGUGCCAGAAGUACCACUCGCGCAUGCAGAUGGCCUGCGAGUGGCUGGAGGACGCGGUGGGCUUCCUGCAGCAGGCCAGCCUGGGCGUGGACGUGGAGAACUACGAGGAGUGCCUGCGCCAGCACGAGGACAUCAUGGCGUCCGAGCAGGACUUCCUGAGCGUGCUGCGCGAGCUGGAGGACCUGCCGCCGCAGCUGGAGAAGCUGGUCAACCCCACGGCCGGCGAGCAGCUGCGCCUCAGCGUGGAGUCGGCCCAGCAGAGGGGCGUGGAGGUGCGCGACCAGCUGCAGUGCCACCAGGACGUCCUCAACAGCUGUGUAGAGCAGUGGACGGCCUAUCAGGAGGCCCGGCAGACCGUCAUCGAGCUGAUGAAUGAAGCGGAGAAGAAGCUGACCGAGUUCUCCACAGCUAAGGCUGAAACGGCCCAGGAGGCUGAGGAGAGGCUCCGUACCCACAAGUCACUGGUGUCCAUGGUGAACAGCUUCCAGGACAAGCUGACGGAGCUGGAGGAGCAGGCGUCCCAGCUGGAGCUGAUCGGCAGCGACGCCAGCAAGGCCACCAUCAGCCGCUCCAUGACCACCGUGUGGCAGCGCUGGACGCGACUGCGCAGCGUGUCUCGCGCCCAAGAGAGGGUGCUAGAGGACACGACACUCGAAUGGAAGACCUUCAGAGACAAGAUGACCAAUAUGCGGUCAGCGGUGGACGAGCUGCAGAACCGCCUCCCCGAGUGUACGGCGGAGAAGGCCAGUAAGGCCACGCUGCAGUCGCAACAGGAGCUGCAGGAGGUGCUGAGCCAGGACGUGGAGCGCCAGCAGUCGGCCAUCACCCUGCUGCAGCAGUACGCCCUCAGCCUGCUCCACGGCUCCACGCAGGUGCCCACGCUGGCUGCCCAGCAGCAGGAGUUGCCCGCGCUCAACGACAUCCGCGCCCUGCAGCAGCAGCUGGACAGUCUGCUUCAGAAGACACGUGCCAAUCUAACGCGUGUCCAGCAGGAGCUGAAGGACAGGGAGGGUGUGGAGAGAGAGCUGAGCCAUGUGAAGACCUGGAUCCAUCAGUCCCGAGAGCUCCUGCUCAACCCCACAGCAGACUUAGAUCUGCUCCUGCAGGAGCUAGAGGUGAUGCACAGUGAGCUGUUGACGCACAAGCAGAACGUGGAGAAGAUUGCGGAGCAGCAGCAGAGCAAAUACCUGGACCUGUACACCAUCCUGCCCUCAGAGAUCUCCAUGCAGCUGGCUGAGGUCUCGCUGGCUAUGGGUGCCAUUGAAGAUCAGGUCCAAUCCAAAGAGAGAGACAUCCAGAAGAGCAAAGACAUCAAGCAGACCUUCGACUCUAGAAUCCAGGAUGUCUCUGAAAAGCUCAAAGCAAUCUCCGCCUUGCUAAAGGAGAAGGCAACAGACAUUACCCAAGCCAAAGAAGAAACCAAAGGCCUGUGUAUGGAGCUUGAAGGCUGUGGCAGGAUGCUGUCAGAGCUGGCCAUGGCUGUGCAGGAGUUUGGCCGCAGGAACCCCCUCCUGGCGCAGCAGCUCAGCGAGGCCAUCGGCAAAUUAGAGGAGAUCCAGCACCACACCAGCCGCCUGGCCGAGUACAGAGCCGCCUGGCUCAGGAAGGCUGAGGUCUACGCGGAUGAGUACCAGGAGAUGCUCGAGUUCACGCUCAAGUGGACGGACAAAGCCAAGAGCCUGCUGAAGGCCUCCGUCAUCUGGAGCUCCGCCUCACAUCUCCAAGAGCAGAUCAGAAUGUACCAGUCGGUGCUGCGGGAGUCGCGGGCGCUGCAGGGGGACCUGGAGGCCAUGUUGGAGAAGGUGGAGCUGCUGUCCGAGGGGCUGCAGGUGGAGGCCAUGAGCCAGCAGGCGUCCGAGCUGAGCCGGCUCACACAGCAGCUGGAGCAGGACAUCCGUGUGCGCCUACAGAACCUGCAGGACGCAGCAGAGGACAUGGAGAAGUUUGAGAGUGAGGUGAAGAAUCUGCAGGUGUCUCUGGAGCAGGUGCAGUCCACUCUCACAUCACCUGAGCUCACUCGCCUCAGCCUGAAGGACCAACUCUCUCACAGACAGCGUCUGUUGUCGGAGAUGGAGAGCUUCAAGCAGCAGGUGCAGGAGGUACAGGUGUGCCAGAGCGCUCUGCGGGUACCUGAGGAGGCAGUGACCAGUCUGCCCAUCUGCCGCACUGCCCUCAACCUCCAGCAGGAGGCCAGCCAGCUGCAGCAUACCGCCAUCCAGCAGUGCAACAUUCUACAGGAGGCCGUGGUGCAGCAUGAGCAGUAUAAACAGGAAGUGAGUCACCUGCAGAGCCUGAUGGAGGAGGCCCAUGGGCUCAUCCAGGCCCAGCCAGUCGCCAGUGGCAACAUCCAAGAGCUGCAGGCCCAGAUCAAACAGCAUGAGGAGCUGGCCCAGAAGAUCCGGGGCUACCAAGAGCAGAUCUCCUCCCUGAACUCCAAGUGCCGGAUGCUGACGGUGAAGGCUCGUCACGCCAGCAUGCUGCUGAGUGUCAGUGAGGGGCAGGGGGGCCCUGACGACCCAGCCAAAAAGGCCUCUCUAGCACAGCCCUCUGUUGUCAUGAUGACCGCCGGCCGCUGUCACACCCUUUUGUCCCCGGUGACUGAGGAGUCGGGCGAGGAGGGCACCAGCAGCGAGAUCUCCUCCCCCCCUUUCUGUCGCUCUCCCUCUCCUAUCGCUUACACAGACCCGUCUCUCUACCAGCUGGGAAGGGGUACCCUGACACGCACCACCGUGCAGGAGCUCUACGACCCCACCCUGGAGUCUGUGGCCAACCUCGAUGACCUGCAGCGCUCCUGGGAAACACUGAAGAACGUGAUCAGUGAGAAGCAGAGGAGCCUGUACGAGGCCUUGGAGAGGCAGCAGCGCUACCAGGGCUCCCUCCAGGCCAUAUCCUCCAAGAUGGAGGCAGUGGAGGCCCAGCUGAGGCAGGAGAGCUUUGACGCAGACCGCAGCCCUGACGACCAGCUCGACAACCACCAGACUCUGAUGGAUGAGGUGCAGUGUCUGCAGGAUGAGAUUGACACACUCCACAGCGGCUUCUCGGAGGAGCUGGUGUCCGACGCGCUGGACUCCGACCCCGGCCACCAGCUGGCGCUGCAGUCCAGCCUGUCGGUGCUGGCCGAGAGGAUGGCCACCAUCCGCACCAAGGCCUCAGGCAGAGGCCAGCUACUGGAGGAGCGGAUGAGCCAUCGUCUGGAGGGCCAGCAGCGCGAGGAGGUGCUGGAGGAGUGCCACGUGCUGGCCGACGAGCUGCACCAGUGGAUGCUGAGGACGCGCAGCGCCCUGUGCUCCACCCCGCAGGACGCCGACGCCGACGUCGAGGAGCAGCUCGAGGACUGUCAGAAUGCGCUGGCCGAGCUGGAGGAGAAGGUGGGGGCCCUGGAGGAGCUGGUGCGGCGGGGGGAGAGCCUGCUGCAGGAGGCGCCGCGCGAGGAGACGCGCCGGGAGGCCGAGCUGCUCACCAGCCGCCUGCGCACGCUCAAGGGCAGCCUGCUGGAGCUGCAGAGGAUGCUGCAGGACAAGCACCAGCACCUGCAGGUGUGUGUGCAGGAGCAGGAUGACAGCGAGUCGGACUCCACGCUCUCCCAGAGCUCCACGGUGCAGGACUGGCUGGACCAGGCCCGCUGCACCCGCACCCAGCAACAGCAGGACACCCUCCAGAGACAGAAGGAGUUGGAAGAGCAGCUGGCUGAGCAGAAGCGGCUGCUGCAGUCUGUGGCGACCAGAGGGGAGGAGAUCAUGAUCCAGCAAGCGUCUCCCAGCGGCUCCAGUAUAACAGAUCCUCUGGAGCUCCUGGAGCAGGAGUAUGAGCCGUCGUCUCUGAGCCCAGAGCAGAGGAGGCAGAGGUGGGAGCGUCUGAGCAGGGACCUGGCCACCAAACUGCAGCUCCUCCAGAGGAACCUGGAACAGGAACAAGGCCACAUGGUGUUCUCCAGAGCCACGCCGGUGAGCCCAUCAGCACCGGCGCUGAAGGCCGAGCAGCCCGUCCCGGACCAGUCCUCCCUGACACCCCUGUUCCAGGGCUUCAUCGAAGCUGUGGAGGACUUGGGCACCCAGGAGGCUGUGGAGCAAGAGCUGCAUUCGGCUCUGUCUGCCACUUCCUCCUGGCUGGAUAAGGUGGAGAACAUGCUCUUUUCAGGACCCCUGUUGCUGUCAGAGAACAUACAAACUCAACUGUCCAAGGAGGAGUCCCUGGGGCAAGGUGUGAGUCAGGUGGCCGAGGAGGUGAGCCAGAGCUGGGGGAGGCUGCGGGCCACUGACGGCCUGAUUGAGGAGGACCAGCCUCUGAUGGAGGAGACCCUGGACUGCCUGAGCCAGAGGCUGCGAGUGCUGGACUCUGCUCUGGGCAGCCGCUGUGACCACAUCAGGGCCAGGAUGGAGGAGCUCACAACCUUCCAGACUGAGCUGAGGGUGCUGGGUGCUGCUCUGGCGGACAGGAAGUGUGAGAUACUGCAGAAGAUGGCCGGCAUCCUGGACCGACCAGCUCAGCAGCAGCAGGAGAUCGUGGCCGCGGCGGAGGAGAUGUUGCGAGAGCUCGAGCACAAGCUCACCGAGCUCAAGGUCAGAGGAGCCCAGCUGCAGCCUGACCAGGCCACCACCAACCAGCUGCUCAAAUUACAGGAUGCCUAUGAGGAGCUGGUUCUGACGGUGGGCUCUCGGCGUAGCGGGCUCAACCAGAACCUGGCGCUGAAGACCCAGUACGAGCGAGCCCUGCAGGACCUCACGGACCUCCUGGACACGGCGCAGGACAAGAUGGCUGCCGGGCAGAAGCUCAUGGCCAGCUCUGUGGAGGAGGUGCACAACCUGCUGUCCAAACACAAGGAGUUUUUCCAGGGCUUGGAGUCUCACACCAUCUUGACGGAGACCUUCUUCAGGAAGAUCAGUGUGUUUGUGCUGCCUUCUGAGACCCAGGAGCUGGAGCAGACGCUGAAACGUGCUCAGAGCAUCCUCAAGCAAGCCCAUCGCAGAGGCGUGGAGAUCGAACACAUCCUUGAGAGCUGGACGCGUGUGGUGCAGGACUGCCACACCCUCUCCCAGGAGCUGGUCACGGCAGAGGACACCCUGGCUGGAGUAGGCCUGCUGGAGGAGUCAGAGGAGAGGCUGGCAGAGAGAAUAUCGCUCUACCAGGGUCAGCGGGAGCGGCUGGCGGAGCGUCAGCCGGAGCUGCAGCAGCUGCUGGGUGAGGGGCGUCGGCUGCUGCAGGCGCUGGGCAGCCCGGCCCUGGAGAGCCAGCUGACCCUGCUGGGCGAGCGCUGGCUCAGCUGCAGCACCCGCGUCGCCAAGGAGCUGCAGAGGCUGGAGGCCAUCCUCAAGCACCAGAGCAGGUACCAGGGUGAGAUGACCGAGCUGAGCCAGUGGCUGCAGGACGCCCUGGAGCGUCUGGAGUAUUGGAGCACCCAAGCCAUGGUGGUCCCUCAGGACCCGGAGAUGGUGCGGGACCACCUCUACACCUUCCUGGAGUUCUGUAAGGAGGUGGAGAGGCGCACUCCACUGAAGGCCUCCGUGCUCACCGAGGGCAACCAGCUGCUCCGACUGAAGCGCAUGGACACGGCAGCGCUGCGGUCCGAGCUGGCACUGGUGGACUCUCAGUGGGGCGAGCUGGUCACCCGCAUCCCGCUGGUCCAGGAGCGGUUGCACCAGCUCCAGAUGGAGAAGCUGGCCUCUCGGCAUGCCAUGUCAGAGCUGGUCGCCUGGAUCUCGCUGAUGGACAAGACCAUUCAGGAGGACGAGGAGAACCUCAAAUCAGCUGUGGGCUCCACCGUCAUCCAGGAGUAUCUGCAGAAGUACAAGGGCUUCCGGGUCGACGUGAACUGUAAGCAGCUGACCGUGGACUUUGUGAACCAGUCGGUGGUGCAGGUCAGCGGGCAGGACGUGGUGGGGAAGCGCAGCGACAAGACGGACUUCGCCGAGCGGCUGGGAGCCAUGAACCGCAACUGGCAGAUCCUGCAGGCCAACAUCACUGAGAGGAUCCAGUUCCUGGAGAGCCUGCUGGAGUCGUGGGUGGAGUACGAGCGCCAUGUGGAGGUGCUGAAGGUGUGGCUGGCCACCCAGGAGGAGCGGCUCAAGGGGAAGCACUGCCUCAGAGACCUGCCCUCCGUACAGAACGCCCUCAAAGAAUGCCAGGAGAUGGAGGAGAUGGUGAAGGAGAAGGAGAAGGAGGUGGAGAAGGUGGAGGAGCAGGCCUGCGCCCUGGUCCAGAACAAGACGGACGAGGCCUGCGCCAUCGUCAUGGAGACCCUGCAGUCGGUCAACCAGAGCUGGGCCAGUCUAGACCAUCUGAUCGAGCAGCUGAAGAUCAGCCUGCGGUCGGUGCUGGACCAGUGGACGCAGCACAAGCAGGCGGCGGAGGAGAUCGGCUGCCACCUGACGGAGGGCCGCUACUCCAUCUCCCGCCUGCGCCUCCUCACCGGCUCCCUGGAGGCGGUGCAGCUACAGGAGGAGAGCCUGCAGAGUCUGCAGGAGCAGCUGAAGACUCAAGAGAGCAGUCUGCAGCGAUUUGCCUCCAUCACCGAGCAGCUGCUGAAAGAGUGCCACCCCUCUGUGUGUGACUCACUCACUCAGAACCUCAACGACACCAACGCCAAGUGGGCCAGCCUGUUGGAGGAGCUGACGGAGGCUCUGGGCUGCAGUAAGGCCCUGCUGCAGCAGUGGCAGAGCUAUAAGCAGCUCCACCGCCAGGGCGGCGCCAGCGUGCAGGGGCUGGAGGAGCGGGCCGAUGUGCUGCUGAAGGCGGCCAGUGCCAAAGAGAUGCCCGAGGAGGAGGUGUCGGCCAACAUCCACCAGUGCAGCGUGCUGCUGGAGGAGCUAGCGCAGGUGCAGGCGUCGCUGCAGCAGCUGCAGGAGGUGGCGGAGCAGCUGAAGCAGCAGGUGGACACGUCGGCGGCCGGCGCCAUCCAGUCCGACCAGCUGAUGCUCACGCAGAGACUCAGCCGCCUGGAGCAGAGCCUCAGCAGACAGCAGAGCAUCCUGCAGACGGGCGUGCAGGACUACGAGCUGUUCAAGGAGCAGCUGGCCUCACUGGACAGCUGGAUGAAGGAGGCGGAGGACGCGCUGAAUGGGCAGGACCCCACGGGCUCCUCUGACCAGUCACUCAUCCAGGCCCGCAUGGACGACCUCAAGGGGCAGAUGCUGCGGUUCAGCAGCCUGGUCCAUGAGCUGGAGCAGGUGAAUGAGCUGGGCUACCGGCUGCCCCUCAGCGACUCCGAGAUCAAACGCCUGCAGAGCCUCAACCGGAGCUGGGCCUCCUCGUCCGCACUCACCACCGAGAGAUUCAGUAAGCUGCAGGCCUUCCUGCUGCAGCAGCAAACCUUCCUGGAGAAGUGUGAGGCGUGGAUGGAGUUCCUGGUGCAGACGGAGGAGAAGCUGGCCGUGGAGAUCUCGGGGAACAACCAGAGCCUGCUGGAGCAGCAGAGAGCCCACGAGCUGUUCCAGGCAGAGAUGUUUAGCCGGCAGCAGAUCCUGCACUCCAUCAUCAGUGACGGCCAGAGGCUGCUGGACCAGGGCCAGGUGGAGGACCGUGAUGAGUUCAGUCUGAAGCUGUCGCUGCUGAGUAACCAGUGGCAGGCGGUGGUGCGUCGCGCUCAGCAGCGGCGGGGCAUCAUCGACAGUCAGCUGCGCCAGUGGCAGCGCUUCAGGCAGCUGGCCGAGAAGCUGCGGCGCUGGCUCCUGGAGGUGGCCCACGCGCCCACCGCCCCCAAGCAGCCCAUCCCCCUGCAGCAGGCCCGCGCCAUACUGGACGCCGUGCAGCUGAAGGAGAAGGUGCUCCACAGACAACAGGGCAGCUACAUCCUGACGGUGGAGGCCGGGCGACAGCUGCUGCUGUCUGCAGACCGCCAGGCCGAGACCAGCCUGCAGGAGGAGCUAGUGAGCAUCCAGGCCCGGUGGAGACAGGCCCAGCAGCAGCUGGAGGAGCAGAGGAGGGAGCUGGCCACACUGCUGCGGGACUGGGAGCGUUGUGAGAAGGGCAUUGGGGGCUCCUUGGAGAAGUUGAGGGCGUUUAAGCGGCAGCUUGCCCAUCCACUACCAGACCACCAGGAUGAACUGCAGACAGAGCAGAUCCGAUGCAAGGAGCUGGAGGGUGGGGCUGAGGGCUGGAGGGAGGAGCUUGGCCAGCUCACGCAUCUGAGGGAGUCUCUGGGCAGCUGCAUCAGCGCAGACGAUCUGAGCGUGCUCAAGGAGCGCACCGAGCUGCUGCAGCGCCAGUGGGAAGAGACCUGCCACCAGCUCUCCCUGCGCAGGCAGCAGGUGUGUGAGCGUCUGAGCGAGUGGGCCGUGUUCAAUGAGAAGUACAAGGACCUGAGUGAGUGGCUCAGCCACAUGGAGAACAAGGUCUCCCAGAACACCGACAUCAGCAUCGAGGAGAUGAUCGAGAAGCUCCGCAAGGAGUACCAUGAUGAGGUGGCGGGGGCGGAGGGUAACAGGCAUCACCUGCAGCAGCUGGGCGAGCGGUUGGCCCGUGCCAGCCAGCCCAGCAGAGCCAGCGACAUCCAGCACAAGCUGGGCACCAUCAGCCAGCGCUGGCAACACCUGCUGGACCUCAUUGCUGCCAGGGUGAAGAAGCUGCGUGAGACGCUGGUGGCGGUGCAGCAGCUGGACCGGAACAUGAGCAGCCUGCGCUCGUGGCUCAACCACAUCGAGACGGAGCUCCACAAGCCGCUCACCUACCACACCUGUGACGCCCAGGAGAUCCAGAGAAAACUCGACCUGCAGCAGGAGCUUCAGAAGGACAUCGAGAAGCACAGCACAGGUGUGGCGUCCGUGCUGAACCUGUGUGAGGUGCUGCUGCACGACUGUGACGCCUGCGCUACGGACGGGGAGUGCAGCUCCAUCCAGCAGGCCACGCGCACACUGGACCGCCGCUGGAGGAGCAUCUGCGCCCUGUCCAUGGAGAGGAGGAUGAGGAUUGAGGAGACAUGGCGGCUGUGGCAGAAGUUUCUGGAAGACUACUCGGGUUUCGAGGCGUGGCUGGAGAGGGCGGAGAGAACCGCAGCUCUCCCCAACUCAUCUGGCGUACUGUACACUGUCGCCAAGGAUGAACUCAAGAAAUUCGAGGCCUUCCAGAGGUCGCUGCACGAGAGCCUGCCCCAGCUGGAGCUGGUGAACAAGCAGUACCGGCGUCUGGCCAGAGAGGGGCGCACUGAUGCCGCUCAGCAGCUCAAGGAGAUGGCGCACACGGCCAACCAGCGCUGGGACCAGCUGCAGCGCAGGGCAGGGGCCAUUCUGCGCAGACUCAAGCACUUUAUCAGUCAGAGGGAAGAGUUUGAGACGGCCCGGGAGAGCAUCCUGGUGUGGCUGACCGAGAUGGACCUCCAGCUCACCAACAUCGAGCACUUCUCCGAGUGUGACGUUCAGGCCAAGAUCACACAGCUCAAGGCGUUCCAGCAGGAGAUUGCGCUGAACUGGGGCCGCCUGGAGGUGGUGCUGCAGCGCGGCGGGCAGCUGAUGGAGAAGAGCGAGCCGCUGGACGCCACGGUCAUCGAGGACGAGCUGGAGGAGCUGCAGCGCUACUGCCAGGAGGUGGUGUCCCGCGUCGACCGCUACUACAGCAAGCUGCAGCGCCUGCCGCUGCUGGAGGACCAGGACUCGGUGUGGGAGCGCGAGUUCGAGAUGGAGGACGGCAGUGACCUGUGCAGCCUGCCGUGGAGCGAGCGCCUGGCCGACAGCCUGGCCUCGCCGCAGCCCUCGUCCAGCCGCUCGGGCGCCUCGCCCGUGGUGCUGCUGCGCGGCGCCGAGCGCUCAGGCCGCGACACGCCCGCCAGCGUGGACUCCAUCCCUCUGGAGUGGGACCACGACUACGACCUGAGCCGCGGCCUGGAGAGCGCCGGACGCACGCUGGACUCGGGCCACGAGCAGUCGGCCGACGAGGGCGACUUCCUGCAGGGCGGCGCUGUGGGGCUAACAGAUGUAGUGAUUCCCGAGAGCCCUGAGGCGUAUGUUAGUCUUACUGAGCAGAUUCUCAAAGCAUCCAAGGGUGAGCUGGGCUCCCUGGAGACACACCUGCGGCAGCUGGACAGAGCUCUGGACUCCAGCCGCUUCCACCUGCAGCAGACGGAGAACAUCAUCCGCAGCCGAACACCCACCGGCCCCGAGCUUGACACCUCGUACAUGGGCUACAUGCGUUUGCUGGGCGAGUGCCGGGGCAGCAUGGAGGCGCUAAAGCGCGUGGGCGUGGAACUGACCCAGGAGCAGGAGAAGAUGUCCGGCCUGGGCAGCGCCAGCAUAGCCGAGUCACAGACCUCAGGUGUGAUUGAGCGCUGGGAGCUGCUCCAGGCCCAGGCCAUCAGUAAGGAGCGGCGCAUGCAGCAGCGGCUGCAGCAGUGGCAGCAGUUCAGCUCGGACCUGAGCAGCCUGGUGGCGUGGCUGCAGACGGCCGAGAGCGAGCUGCAGCAGCAGAGGCAGCUGGAGGCCAGCACAGACAUCGACACCAUCCAACAGCGCAUCAAAACCCUCAAGGAUUUGCAGAAGGGCAUUGACCAGCGCAAGGCCAUCGUCCUGUCGGUGAACCUGUGCAGCGCCGAGUUCCUGAAGCCGUCCGAGGCGGCCACUGCCCAGGAGGCAGAGCAGGGCGUGGAGGAGAUUCAGGCUCGGCUCAAGGACAUGAAUGACCGCUGGGACCGGCUCGGAGAGGGCUUGAGUGCAUGGCGCGAUGCCCUGCAAGUGGCGCUGAUGCAGUGCCAGGACUUCCACGAGAUGAGUCACGGGCUGCUGCUGUGGCUGGAGAACAUCGACCGCCGACGGAACCAGAUCGUCCCCAUCGACCCGACCCUGGACAGAGACGCGCUUCAGGAGCACCUCAAAACCCUCUCGCAAAUCCGGCGCGAGCUGCUGGACUCGCAGCUGAAGGUGGCCUCCCUGCAGGACAUGUCCCUGCAGCUGCUGGUCCACGCGCUGGGACAGGACUGCCUGGAGGCCAAGGAGAAGGUCCACGUCAUCGGCAACCGGCUCAAGCUGCUCCUCAAGGAGGUGUCCCGCCACAUCCGCGAGCUGGAGCGGAACUUGGACAUCACCAGCAGUCAGCAGGACCUGUCCUCGUGGUCAUCAACCGAUGAGCUGGACACAUCUGGGUCCCAAAGUCCAGUCUCUGGGGCCAGCACACCCAGUCGCCGGCGAUCGCCCCGGGGUAAAAGUAGCGGGGGCCAGGCCGGACCCCCAGAGAGCGGCCCGCCACACAGGGCUCCUCGCGCCGUUGGAUCCGCUUCCUCCCGUUCUGAGGGGAUUAUAUCGUCAUGGCGACGGGGCUCGAUGGUCCAGCGCGUGUUGUGGACAGCGCUGCCCCUCCAGCUGCUUCUGUUGCUGCUGCUCCUGGCUCUGGCCUGCCUGGUGCCCUCCGGCGAGCACCACUACAGCUGCUCCCAGUCCAACAACUUUGCCCGCUCCUUCCACCCCAUGCUCAGCUACACCAACGGGCCGCCGCCCAUCUGAGCUCCAGAUGGUAGCAAAGGAGGAAGAGAAAAGGGGGGAUUGGGGUGGAGGAGUGAGAGUUUAUGGAGAUGCCACUACACUGUCCGCUCAUAACAAUAGUGAAGAAAGCCAACUGGCCAAUGUAUACCACAACCACCCACACUCCCCAUCUUGUGUCAGUGUUGAGACAAAUCUUUGGGGAUGUGCUGAAGUGCACCUCUCUGAACUACUAUGUGGGCCAAGUGGCUACAAGUGCUACAUGAACAUAUCUUCCACUCUUCUGAUGUAUGUGAGUGAGUGCAGUACUGGAUAUAGGGUGGAAAUCGCUGCUGUUGAAGGUACAACACGGUUGCCAUUCAUGUCAUAAGGCCUAUGUUUUUCAUGUCCUUUUUUUAAUGGAAAGUAUUGUCGGUUAAGUUCCACACAACAACAAAAAAAACGAUAUUAAGCCUGUGGAUCAGUUGAAAAUAUAUGAAUAACUAGUAAAAUAUUAAGAAUUAUAUUGCAAUUAUUUUUUACAUGUAUUUUUUUGGCAUGCUGUUAUAAUCUUUUAUUUUAAAAAUGUCAUAUACUUAUACUGUCGGAACUUGUCAUUGUGAAAUGUUGAUUUAUGCUGUCAACUAACUUAAUAUCAGACUCGAGAACUGAAUCAUGAAUAUUAUAUGAAUAACCACAGCCGUUGUGGAAGAUAUAUUUAUGUAUGUACAGUUUGCUAAGGCCUAACAACCUUUGCAUUUUAAAUACAUAACAAUAUACAUAACAUGA